AUGAAGGCCACUGCGAUUUCCACUGUUCAAACCGUUAUAAUGUGUGUUUCACAAGCAAUUGAGUGUUUUAUCAAUAACUAUUAUGCAAUCAGAUAUAUAAACUGUGCUGCGUGGGUUGUUCAACGCUGUGUUUCUAUACUACGUAGCUUGGUAUUCAUAAGCAGUUGUUCAUUCAUUAAGAUCCCAGGUCACGUAAAAGAAUGUGUUCAUGAACCAAUAAAUCGUAGCAUAAUAAAGAUAUUUCAGGGAAUGAAUAUUGCGUUUAUCUGUGAUGGAAAUAGGAGGUAUAUGAAGAAGCAUGGCUUUAAAGAUCCGUUUGAGAGAGAUGAUGGACUAAACAAGAUUUAUGAGUUCAUUCAAUUUGCCUACAUUUAUGGAAUUCGAGAAGUUUCUUUAUUUUGCUUUGCAAUCAAGAACUUCAGAAGAAAGAGUAGUGAGGUUGAUGGAAUCAUGAACAUCAUAACAAACAAGUUUAAAACGCCAGAGGAAAAAGAAAUAAGAAUUAAAGCAAAGAUAAGGAUUUAUGGAAGGCUGGAUCUUGUUAAGCAAGAUGUAAGAGAUAAACUUAUUCUCAUACAGAAUGAAACACAGCAUAACCAAGAUAUAAUUGUCAAUAUUUUCUUUGCAUACUCUGCAGAAGACGAAAUUAUUCAAGGAGUUAAAUUCAACAGCAAUGUUGAUAUUCUCAUUAGAACAGGAAAUGAAAAGAGACUCAGUGAUUUUAUGAUUCGUCAAGUUGCACAAGGUACUUCUGUUUUCUUUGCAAAGCCGUUAUGGCCAGAAAUGUCCACCAUUCAUCUAUUUCUCAUACUUCUGAAGCAUAAACUCGAAGAUAGAUAUUUAUCAUAA
Messenger RNA from Ordospora colligata OC4, 849 nucleotides. RefSeq names its product undecaprenyl pyrophosphate synthase. NCBI's taxonomy places the organism in Eukaryota, Fungi, Microsporidia, Ordosporidae. The transcript has a single exon. Gene Ontology annotation, biological process: polyprenol biosynthetic process. The coding region runs from base 1 to 849 and encodes 282 amino acids. The record is from RefSeq and is a predicted model, not a curated record. Gene Ontology annotation, cellular component: endoplasmic reticulum.